AGUCAUUCGCAUCGCGAGCGUUGCCGGUGACGCACGCGACGUCUCUUAAAGUCCACGCUCUUCCUGUCUCCCGUGAGACGGCGUGCGUUGUCACCAUCCGCGCAUAACAUCGCCGGUGUAAAAAUAAAGCCGGCGACAGACGGCGGUGUCUCGAGUUAAAUUUAAAUGAUAUCGCGGACGUCGUGCCGGUCUCGUCUCGUACGCUCUCCGACAUGAGACUAAGUCGGGGCAUAGUGUGCGAGUGCGCAGGUGUGAGCGCGUGCCCCGACGGCGCUCUCAAUGGCACUUGCACCACUCAGCCCGGCGGGUACUGCUUCGUCACAGUCGAGGAGUUAUACGAUGAAAAUGGCAUUAUGGUACCAGAGCGCACGGCCGGCUGCCUGCCGCCGGACGAGUCUGGAUUUAUGCAGUGCAAAAGCUCACAAGUACCCCAUCAGACCCCUAAGGUAAUAGAAUGCUGCGAAAAAGACCUCUGCAAUCGGCGUCUUCGGCCACAGUUACCAGAACCCCCGCCCGACAUGACGGAUGCUCCAGGUCCACGACCAGCCGCACCCACGAGUCAGACUAUUUUAAUGGCGGCAGCGCUAUGCGUCGCGUUGCUCGCCUUCCUCGCAGCAUUUUGGCUGCUCUUUAGGAAACGUCGCAGGGGGUGCAAGCGACCUCCAUCACCGCCGGCUCCGACACAUCACGCGGAAAUUUCUUCGGGCUCCGGGUCCGGGUUACCUUUGCUCGUGCAGAGGACGGUCGCGAAACAGAUUCAAAUGGUAGAGUCGAUAGGGAAAGGCCGCUACGGUGAGGUCUGGCUAGCUCGCUGGCGCGGUGAGAAAGUCGCCGUCAAGGUGUUUUUCACCACGGAGGAGGCUUCCUGGUUCCGAGAGACUGAAAUUUAUCAGACUGUUCUAAUGCGACACGAAAACAUUCUCGGGUUCAUCGCGGCAGAUAUCAAGGGGACCGGCUCGUGGACUCAGAUGCUGCUGAUCACCGACUAUCACGAGAACGGAUCUUUGCACGACUACCUUCAGACGGUGGUGCUCGACACGAACUCGUUGAUGACGAUGGCCUACUCCAUAGUCAGCGGCCUGGCUCACCUGCACAUGGACAUAUUCGGCACGAAAGGGAAACCCGCGAUAGCGCACCGGGACAUCAAGAGCAAAAACAUACUCGUGAAGAGGAACGGGCAGUGCGCCAUCGCCGACUUCGGGCUCGCCGUGCGGUACGUGGCCGAGCGGAACGAGGUCGACAUCGCGCCCAACACGCGCGUCGGCACGCGCCGCUACAUGGCGCCCGAGGUGCUCGACGAGAAGCUCGACGUCACUAACUUCGAGGCCUUCAAGAUGGCCGACAUGUACUCGCUCGGCCUCGUGCUGUGGGAGAUGUGCCGCCGGUGCGCCACGGGCGACAAGGCGCAGCACGCGGAGCCCUACGCGCUGCCCUACCACGAGCACGUGCCGCCCGACCCGUCGUUCGAGGACAUGCACGGCGUGGUGGUGGCGCGGCGGGUGCGGCCCGCGCGGCCGGCGCGCUGGCGGGCCGAGCCCGCGCUGGCCGCCGCGUCGGCGCUCAUGGCGGAGUGCUGGCACCACAACCCGCCCGUGCGGCUCACGGCGCUGCGCGUCAAGAAGACGCUGGCGCGCGCGCGCGCCGAGGGCGCCGUCAAGCUCGUGUAGCGGCCGCCGGGCCGCCUCCUGUCAUGUUGUUAACUUACGUAUUAUUUAGGGUAAGGAUGGUUUUGUAAAAAAUUUUAUUGUCUUCCGUUUCGACGAGCGACUCGCUCGAUGGCAGCUCGGGGCGGUGGUCGCGGUCGUGAAAUGCUCGGAAUCGGCGAUCCGGUCGAGACGAAGUACGCGACGUGAAUUGUGAUAUUUCGACAAUAAGGGAAAUGAUUUUAUUUCAAAUUAUCUCGUGUGAACCGUUCGGAUUCGAAAAAGUCAAGAAAAUGUCUGAGAGUAACAUCGCGUAUUAGUUCGUUUGUACUUAAGGUGAUCGAAAGACUACGAUUGUGGAAAGUAUUAGCGAUAGACGGUCAAGUGCAGUGUCUUAUGAGAUGCCUUCGAUUAGUAUUAACAUGACGUUUUGUAUUGCGACGCUCUCGGUUUGGAACUCGAUUUCACUCGCAAGAAACAAACGUACUGUGAUAUAAUCACUGUAUAAUAUGUCACGUGAGUUCUUUCAAAAUAGAAUAUCAAAUUUACUAAAUACAUGUACAAUGCAAAUGAAAUGUAAUAAAAAUCUCAAAUCUCAUCGUAUAUUUGUAAUACUUUGUAAAUAAGAAUUAAAGUCACAGAUAAAAUAUAUUCGAAAUCGAAUUCCAAACUAAGUGAUCGCCUGCAUUUAGUGUGCGUGCGCGCCUGUACAGUGUUGUGUAUAUAUAGCGAUAGACUAGUACCUAAUACAUGUUGCUAAUUAAGUUACAAAUAAAAUAUUAAUGGACAAACAA
Messenger RNA from Vanessa atalanta (red admiral), 2437 nucleotides. It is a transcript of the gene tkv, whose product is annotated as bone morphogenetic protein receptor type-1B. NCBI's taxonomy places the organism in Eukaryota, Metazoa, Arthropoda, Insecta, Lepidoptera, Nymphalidae. The coding region runs from base 213 to 1667 and encodes 484 amino acids. Gene Ontology annotation, cellular component: signaling receptor complex; plasma membrane. The transcript is spliced from 3 exons. Gene Ontology annotation, molecular function: transforming growth factor beta receptor activity, type I; ATP binding; SMAD binding. The record is from RefSeq and is a predicted model, not a curated record. Gene Ontology annotation, biological process: protein phosphorylation; cellular response to growth factor stimulus; BMP signaling pathway.